AUGCCAGGAAAGAUGCCCACUCCAAUCUGCUCUCCAAGAAAGAAAUCAGAAACCUCUACAAGAUACAGCCUUCAUCAUGAUGCAGAUUAUCCAUGUCAAGUCAUUGGAAGCUGGAACACCUGGUAUGGUGAACAAGAUCAUGCUGUGCAUCUCUGGAGAUACUCUGAUGGCUAUCCUGCUCUUUGUUUACGCAAACUGAACCUCAAUGCAGCAUAUCUUGCGUUCUAUAAAAUAAGGAGUAAAAUGCUUAUGUCUCAAUGGAACCAACUUCUAGUUUAUGAACUGAGAUCAUAUAGACUAAUGCCUGGUACAAUGGUCGAAUGGGGAAACCACUGGGCCAGAGCAAUCUCUUUCCACAGAUUGGAAAACAAAGAAGUAGUGGGCAGCUUCUUCACACAGAUAUGUGAUUUUUAUGUUGUUCAUCAUUUAUGGGCUUAUAAGGACCUGCAGACCAGAGAAGACAGCAGGAACACUGCUUGGUUAAAAGAGGGAUGAGAUGCCAAUGUGUGCACUAUACUGCACAAGUGA
This is a messenger RNA of Xyrauchen texanus (razorback sucker), 528 nucleotides long. RefSeq names its product nipsnap homolog 1 (C. elegans) (gene nipsnap1). Lineage: Eukaryota; Metazoa; Chordata; Actinopteri; Cypriniformes; Catostomidae. The record is from RefSeq and is a predicted model, not a curated record. Gene Ontology annotation, cellular component: mitochondrion.